Messenger RNA from Chrysochloris asiatica (Cape golden mole), 2519 nucleotides. It is a transcript of the gene CRY1, whose product is annotated as cryptochrome circadian clock 1. Gene Ontology annotation, molecular function: FAD binding; DNA binding. Gene Ontology annotation, cellular component: cytoplasm; nucleus. NCBI's taxonomy places the organism in Eukaryota, Metazoa, Chordata, Mammalia, Afrosoricida, Chrysochloridae. The record is from RefSeq and is a predicted model, not a curated record. Bases 114 to 1877 code for a protein of 587 amino acids. The transcript is spliced from 13 exons. Gene Ontology annotation, biological process: circadian regulation of gene expression; entrainment of circadian clock by photoperiod; negative regulation of DNA-templated transcription.
CGGCUCCCUUUCUGCCGUCCUUCCCUCCCUCCCCGGCUGCGGCGAUUCUCCUGGAAGCGACGGUGCCGGCUAUGAGCCGCGGUGCCUUUCCUUGAGCUCGCUCUGCCGCCGGCAUGGGAGUGAACGCCGUGCACUGGUUCCGCAAGGGGCUCCGGCUGCACGACAACCCGGCGCUGCAGGAGUGCAUCCAGGGCGCCGAUACCGUGCGCUGCGUCUACAUCCUCGACCCCUGGUUCGCCGGCUCCUCCAACGUGGGCAUCAACAGGUGGAGAUUUUUGCUUCAGUGUCUCGAGGAUCUUGAUGCCAAUCUGCGAAAAUUAAACUCUCGUCUGUUUGUGAUUCGUGGACAACCAGCAGAUGUGUUUCCCAGGCUUUUCAAGGAAUGGGACAUUACCAAACUUUCAAUUGAGUAUGAUUCUGAGCCCUUUGGAAAGGAACGAGAUGCAGCCAUUAGGAAACUGGCUACAGAAGCUGGAGUAGAAGUCAUUGUACGAAUCUCUCAUACAUUAUAUGACCUAGACAAGAUCAUAGAGCUCAAUGGUGGACAACCACCUCUCACUUACAAAAGAUUCCAGACUCUCAUCAGCAAAAUGGAGCCCCUCGAGACACCAGUGGAGACGAUUACUUCAGAAGUAAUGGGAAAGUGUGUUACUCCUCUGUCCGAUGACCAUGAUGAGAAGUAUGGAGUCCCUUCGCUGGAAGAACUCGGUUUUGAUACAGAUGGCUUAUCCUUGGCAGUGUGGCCAGGUGGAGAAACCGAAGCACUUACACGUUUGGAGAGGCAUUUAGAAAGAAAAGCUUGGGUGGCAAACUUUGAAAGACCUCGAAUGAAUGCCAACUCCCUACUCGCAAGUCCUACUGGGCUCAGUCCUUACCUCCGAUUUGGUUGUUUGUCAUGUCGACUGUUCUACUUCAAACUAACAGAUCUCUACAAAAAGGUGAAGAAGAACAGUUCCCCUCCACUUUCUCUUUAUGGGCAGCUACUAUGGCGUGAAUUUUUCUAUACUGCAGCAACAAAUAAUCCGCGCUUUGAUAAAAUGGAAGGGAAUCCUAUCUGUGUUCAGAUUCCUUGGGAUAAGAACCCUGAGGCUUUAGCCAAAUGGGCAGAAGGCCGCACAGGUUUCCCGUGGAUCGACGCCAUCAUGGCACAGCUCCGUCAAGAGGGCUGGAUCCAUCAUUUAGCCAGACAUGCAGUCGCUUGCUUCCUGACGCGAGGUGACCUGUGGAUUACCUGGGAGGAAGGAAUGAAGGUAUUUGAAGAAUUACUGCUUGAUGCAGAUUGGAGCAUCAAUGCUGGGAGUUGGAUGUGGCUGUCUUGUAGCUCCUUUUUCCAGCAGUUUUUUCACUGCUACUGUCCUGUUGGUUUUGGGAGAAGAACAGAUCCCAAUGGAGACUAUAUCAGGCGUUAUUUGCCUGUCCUGAGGGGCUUCCCCGCAAAAUACAUAUAUGAUCCCUGGAAUGCACCGGAGGGUAUCCAGAAGGUAGCCAAAUGUUUAAUAGGAGUUAAUUACCCAAAGCCAAUGGUGAACCAUGCGGAGGCAAGUCGUUUGAAUAUUGAAAGAAUGAAACAGAUAUAUCAGCAGCUUUCACGAUACAGAGGACUGGGUCUCCUUGCAUCAGUGCCUUCUAAUCCUAAUGGGAAUGGAGGACUCAUGGGCUAUUCUCCUGGAGAAAAUAUCCCAGGUUGUAGCAGCAGUGGAAGCAGCUCUCAAGGGAGUGGUAUUUUACACUGUGCUCAUGGAGACAGCCAGCAGCCUCACCUGUUAAAGCAAGGAAGAAGUCCCAUGCGCCCUGGUCUCAGCAGUGGGAAACGACCCAGUCAAGAAGAGGAGACGCAGGGUGUUGGUUCUAAAGUCCAACGACAGAGCACUAAUUAGAAACAUUCAGGCGGACACUGGUGCAGCUGAAAUUGGUGGGGAGCUCAGUGCUUUUUCAGUUAAAUGAUUUUAAAAUGUUCAUUGAUGGAAGGAGCAGGUACAUUUCAAAAUGCAUUGUUUCUAAUGAUGGUUCUGUGGUUUUUAACUUUUUAAUGAAUUUCACAUCAGACAAAUAGUAAUUUGUACAUAAAGAACUUGGUCAAUGAAUUUGCGUAAUGUAAAUAUAGUCACAAUUAGUAUAGACCCUUCAAUAUAUUUUUGAUAAUUUUUCAUGUAUGGUUAAAGUUAAAGCUUCAAACUGAUGUUCUGAUAUAAAAUCAAAGUUUUACAAGUCAAUGUGGGAAAAUAGGAGGUUUUUAGACUUUCUUAUUAAAAGACUUUGUUAAAAUUUUAGGUCAGAAUUUUCUUGACAUCAUGUUUGAUUUAACUUUGCGCUCUUUGAUACUAAUGUCUUAGAAAACGUGUGAUCAAAGCUGCCAGCUGCAGCCUGUUAUCAAACUGUGUGUUUGUUCUAAAGCUUCACAUCGGUCUGUUUGGUGGACCCGGGCUUCUGAUAGUCAUCCUAUCUUAAGUAUCUUACCCUCCUCUGUCUCCUCUUUACGUACAGCUAAAGUGACCUUGUUAUUAAAGUAUAUAUGAAUA